UCUGAAUCCAGGCCGACAAUUCUACGGUUGUCCUUAUUAGAAGGAUUCGAAGAAGAACUACGGUUGUUUUAGGUGGGUAGGAGAACACAAUUCUGAAGCUGGAAGAAAGUAAAAAAUGAGCAGAGUGCAAGGCCGAGAGGAUGAAGAAAGAAAAACAACAGGUGGCUGAAGAAUGUAAUGGCGGUUCAUGAUGCUAUGUUAGUUGAGACUAGGAGUAUCAAAACUAAUGUCAAGCUGAAUCGAUAUAUGUUGACUAUUUUAUUGAUCGUGAAUGUAAUGGUGCAUGUAGUCAUCUAUAGUAUGGAGUAGGAG
This is a messenger RNA of Linum tenue, 312 nucleotides long. The record is from the annotation of a GenBank genome assembly. Lineage: Eukaryota; Viridiplantae; Streptophyta; Magnoliopsida; Malpighiales; Linaceae.